This is a messenger RNA of Lottia gigantea (owl limpet), 459 nucleotides long. RefSeq lists its product as hypothetical. The transcript has a single exon. The coding region runs from base 1 to 459 and encodes 152 amino acids. NCBI's taxonomy places the organism in Eukaryota, Metazoa, Mollusca, Gastropoda, Lottiidae. The record is from RefSeq and is a predicted model, not a curated record.
AUGGCGAAUUCAUCGACUUCGGGACCGAAGUCAGAAAUGACAAUAAUCAGUGGUCAAAAUUCUAAGGAAAUUAACACUGAAUUUGACAUGUCUAAAGCCUUAUUUGAUAAACCAAAAAGGAGAAAACCUGCCUCUGCCACUGUGACCAGUUCUGGUGGGAAAUCUCGAAGUCCAAGCAGACCGAGUGGUAAAAAUAAGGAGUUGUUGAGAGCGAGUGAAAAGGUCGAAGGUCAGAAAACCGACAUAUUGUCUGCUACUAAGCCCAACCGAGGCAGUGAUUCUUAUUCCACCGAAGUACAAAAAGAUAAGUCUGUUGUACCUUCGAAAGAUGAUAAUUUAACCAUCUUGCGAGAAGAAAUGAAAUCUCUUCAUAAUGAUGCCUUUGCAGAAUUGUACAAAAUUGUACGAAUUGAUAGAAAAUCAAAACAAACUUUUACGACAAUCUCAACAAGUGGAUAA